AGCCGGUCGUCCCGACAUCCCCUCUACCCUCUGCGCUGUGUUCAUACAUAGGCUUUAGACUCUCUCGAUCUCCACUGUCAGGACAUUAUCAAGGGUAUAGCCAAGAUUUGCUGUUCCCUUUCCCUUCACUGAGGCGAGGUUUGAAUUCUAACAACUAAAGGAGGGUUGCCAGGCAUUUGUACAACAUGAGUCGUGUUGGUGUGGAGAUUGUUAUUACCCUAGCCGUCUUUGUUUCACUUACAGCGACCGUAGUUACAGGUUUGAGAUGUUAUGACUGUAAGGAUGUGAAUCUGGACCAAGUCAAUUUCAUUGUGGAUAAGGUGUUCCAGACCCUGAUCGGCAACAACCCCCACUGUAACAAGUCGGUGGACGAAUCUACCCCUGGCGUGAAGAUAGACAACUGUCCCGCUCCGCAAUUUGGAAAAGUAGCUAAAUGCGGCUACACCAAAGGCAGAGGAAGUCUCAGCUUUCUUACAUUUGAGUUUGGAGCAAGUUAUUAUGCACGGGAAUGUGUGGAAGAAGACAUUGGCAGCCCCGACACAUGUCAGAGAAAUAACAACGAGGAUAAGUCUUUAUUUUCCGAAUUUCUCAGAACGAUUGGGUUUAAUGUUUUGUCCUACGAUGGUACGAGAUGUACGUGCUCCACGAACUUGUGCAAUGGUCAGCUCAAGGUCAAGGCCAGCAGUCUGUUCUGGCUUUCUGGAAUGGUCUUGGCGGUACUUGGGCGUCAGCUAUAGUGACUAUAUUUACACAGUCGCAAUCUUAAGUACACAGAUAGCUGGCAACAUUUUUAUGUGCCUGCACGUCAUCAUUCACCUUUUGUAUAGCUUUUGAAGCUAGGUUAGUUCAUCAUUUCUAAAUACGAGCUCAAGAAGUUUUGUCGCAGAUGACACUAAUAACAUGAAAUCACAGUGAUGUCUCUAUGUGACAUGUUUCACAAAUUGUCCGACAUGUUACAUACCCGAGGGCGAAAUAACACCACGCUAAAUAUGUCUGUCAAUAUACUGUACAUCCUGUAUAUGCGCUGUAUAAAUAUCUGAAGCUGCUUGUACAAAGUGAUCGUGGGCUAAGUUGAUUGUAACUAUUAUAGCGACACCUGUUAUAAACAUAUGUUGCCAUGGUAGUUACAAUCAACAUAGUCUACGAUCGCUUUGUGCAACAGGCCCUUGUUCUCUAAUUAUGCAUGUGUGGAAAAGAAUUGUACAUACGUCCAACUCCUGGACCGGGUCUUUCAUUUCACUGCAGGGAAAAACCAUCGAAAUGAUGGGUACCAAGAGUGCUUUCUUUAGCACGUGCACAAAAUAUGUCCACAUAUCUAGAAUAAUUAGGCAAAACAUAUGUACAGUUCUAAUUUUAUACAUAUGUACAAAAAAUCGAGGAUAUGUACCAUUCUGUUGCACGUAUGUAUAAUUAGAGAAUGAAUACCUAAACGGCUUGACGCAAUCCAGUUGUGCAUUAAGGUUAAUUAUUAAAUGUAUGUCACAAAAACAGACAUUGAAAGAUAGUGCGAAUUGGCGCUAGGCUUACAUAUACUUGCGCGUGUGCCAUCCACAAUAAGGGGAGGCUACUCUAACGUAAAUAUCAACUUGUGGCUUACCAGAACAAUUUAUACGCUGAUUGUUAUUCUAUACACACGUGGUAUGUAGUACAAGUGAAAACGUUAUAAGGCGUAUUAGUAAAUACAUCUCCGCAAACAAACUCUGUGAAUGCUAUAGAUAGCUUUUGUAGAAAGGCAUUUGUGUAUUCUCUUGACUAUGAAAACCCUCUUACAAGCAAAUUAUGUUUUCCUUCUGAACCCA
Liolophura sinensis is the source of this 1799-nucleotide messenger RNA. RefSeq lists its product as uncharacterized. Bases 186 to 737 code for a protein of 183 amino acids. Gene Ontology annotation, biological process: positive regulation of voltage-gated potassium channel activity; sleep; regulation of synaptic transmission, cholinergic. Lineage: Eukaryota; Metazoa; Mollusca; Polyplacophora; Chitonida; Chitonidae. The transcript has 4 exons. The record is from RefSeq and is a predicted model, not a curated record.